AUGGCAGCUUUUGGGUUGAAGCAGUUCUUUGGUGAUUUUGUGUGCAAACUGAUUUUCUAUGUUUACAGACAAGGCAGGAGCAUGUCCAUCAGCACCACCUGCCUCUUGAGUGUCUUCCAGGCCAUCACCAUCAGUGCCAGGAAAUCCUACUGGAAGAUUCUUAAAACCAAAGCCACAAAGUACCUUGGCUUAUCCAUUUCCACCUACUGGAUCCUGUACAUGACAGUGAAUUUCAUUUUCCCUGUGUAUGUGUAUGCCAAAUGGAAGGGCAGAAACAUAACAAUGAGGAAAACAGAUUUUGACUACUGUGCCACUAUAGGUUGUGAUGAAGUCACAGGCUCACUAUACGCAGCUCUUUUCAUGUUCCCUGAGGUUUUACUGUCUGUGCUCAUGGUCUGGUCCAGUGGCUCCAUGAUUGUCUCUCUGUACCGGCACAAGCAGAAUGUUCAAUAUAUCCACAGCACUGGUGUUUCCUGGAGAACCUCUGCAGAGAACAGAGCCACCCAGAGCAUUCUGGUCACGGCUUCCACAUUCAUAACAUUUUAUAUCCUCUUUGCCGUCUUUCAAGCUGCUGUCUGGGCACAAAGUCCUGCUGUGGCUACUGACUGUCUUCAAGGACAUUCUGGGUUUUGGAAUAACAAGCUCAAGAUGAAGGUUGUGGUGUCGGUCAGUGUCCUGGCUGACCCCUCCACUCAGUUUCUUAUGUCCAACGAACUUCGUGGCAUUCCUCCAACUUGCUUGCAACCUUCCAAAGCAGCUGUCUAG
Nannospalax galili (Upper Galilee mountains blind mole rat) is the source of this 765-nucleotide messenger RNA. RefSeq names its product vomeronasal type-1 receptor 4-like. Gene Ontology annotation, molecular function: pheromone receptor activity. The record is from RefSeq and is a predicted model, not a curated record. NCBI's taxonomy places the organism in Eukaryota, Metazoa, Chordata, Mammalia, Rodentia, Spalacidae. The transcript is spliced from 2 exons. Gene Ontology annotation, biological process: G protein-coupled receptor signaling pathway. The coding region runs from base 1 to 765 and encodes 254 amino acids. Gene Ontology annotation, cellular component: membrane.